Telopea speciosissima is the source of this 1156-nucleotide messenger RNA. Its product is annotated as dihydroflavonol 4-reductase-like. The transcript is spliced from 6 exons. The coding region runs from base 15 to 1136 and encodes 373 amino acids. Gene Ontology annotation, molecular function: oxidoreductase activity, acting on the CH-OH group of donors, NAD or NADP as acceptor. The record is from RefSeq and is a predicted model, not a curated record. Lineage: Eukaryota; Viridiplantae; Streptophyta; Magnoliopsida; Proteales; Proteaceae.
CCUAAUUAUAGUUAAUGGCAAUUAUGGGAUUUGAUGAUCAUGAGGAGCGUGGCACUGUGUGCGUUACAGGGGCAGCUGGUUUCGUUGGUUCUUGGCUUGUCAUGAAGCUCCUCCGACGAGGCUACUUUGUUAAUGCUACAGUCCGAGAUCCUGGCAAUGUGAACAAGGUGAAGCAUUUGCUGGAUUUGCCCCACGCUGAGACACGCUUGAAGUUAUGGAAGGCAGAUCUUGUCGAUGAAGGGAGCUUCGACGGAGCCAUCCAAGGUUGCACCGGAGUCUUCCAUGUUGCUACUCCCAUGGAUUUCGAAUCCAAAGAUCCUGAGAAUGAGGUGAUAAAACCAGCAGUGAAUGGGAUGUUGAACAUCAUGAGGUCAAGUCUCAAAGCAAAGACGGUUCGGAGGAUUGUAUUCACUUCAUCUGCUGGUACUGUUAACGUACAAGAACGCCAACUACCCAAUUACGACGAGAGCUCAUGGAGUGACUUGGAAUUUAUUAGGAAAACGAAGAUGACUGGAUGGAUGUACUUUGUCUCCAAGGUAUUAUCGGAAAAAGCAGCAUGGGAAUUUGCGGAGCAGAACAACAUGGACUUGAUCACCAUUAUACCAACUCUUGUGGUUGGGCCAUUUAUCACACCUUCGAUGCCUCCUAGCUUGAUAACAGCACUUGCACCAAUCACUGGAAAUGAAGCUCAUUACUCAAUUCUGAAGCAAGUUCAAUUUGUUCACUUGGAUGACCUUUGCAAUGCUCAUAUCUUCUUGUUUGAGAAUCCUGAAUCAAAGGGUAGAUACAUUUGCUCCUCUGAUAAAUCCACCAUCAUUGAUCUUGCAAAAAUGUUGAGAGAGAAAUUCCCAGAGUACAAUGUUCCAACUGAGUUCAACUACCCAGGUGAAAGCUUGGAAGUAGUAGAUUUCUCAUCAAAGAAGCUUACAGAGCUUGGAUUUGAGUUCAAGUACAGUUUAGAAGACAUGUACAUGGGAGCCAUUGAAUCAGCUAAGGAGAAGGGAUUGCUUUCCCCUUCUAAUCCAACCAAAGUAAAUGGCAAGAGCUCAAAUGCUAAACCAAACUCUGAGGAAACUGAGAAAAUCAAUGGCAUCAAAGAGGAAUUAAAACGAGGGGCUGUGGAGAUUGGGAAUUAGAUAUGCGCAUCAUCAUAGUA